CCUAAGCUCAGAUACUUCUCUAUUGGCCCUUCAACCACCACAAUAUUGUUUCUCGGGCGACCAACUUAGCGACAAGAACGAACGCCAUGGACGCACAACAAGCCCGGCCGGCUUACUCAGAAGAAUCGCGCGAACGACUAGAACCCAGGUACGGCUUCAUCAUCUAUCGGACCGACUACCGCGACGAAGCCAAAUGGGACCGCUUUAUAUCCUAUCUUAACGCACAAGUGCGGGCUGGUCUUGAACUGGCAGGGCAGAGCAACCUUAUUCCACUCAUAGACUGGAAAGUCCAAUCCGUCAAGUCUGAUCUAGAUGAAGCCGGCCCCGAAGAGGUGCAGGAGCUUUUCAACGCAUGGGUCGAAUCCAGCGAAGAAAGAGACGACGGCAGUGCGAGGUUUAUGGCCUGCAUCAUGGCGGAUUGGAGCUGCGUCGAAUCAGUCGGUGUCUUUCUCAAGAACGGACGUAAGGAGGACGAAUUCGAUCAUUUAGGGAUAUCGUUUGUCUAUCUGGUAUCGCGGAAGGAGGAGGAGGGCUAUACGGCAAUCGGCAUGUCGUAUUUGAUGCCGAGGGCGUUUGCGCUGAUUGAGAAUCUAGGAUGGGAGGAUGUGGCUGUCCCCGAGGCAGAGACGGCCCUACCGUGAUGCCGUGCUGCCGAGCUGGUUCCCGAAAGGCGGACAUCUAAUUAACGUGGCCAGAGGAAGAAGAGCAAGAUCCAUGCUACACGCUUAAUGGGAUACCAUGUUGCGUUAGC
Molecule: messenger RNA, 751 nt
Organism: Trematosphaeria pertusa
Lineage: Eukaryota; Fungi; Ascomycota; Dothideomycetes; Pleosporales; Trematosphaeriaceae
Exons: 3
Coding region: 87-641 (184 amino acids)
Source: RefSeq, a predicted model, not a curated record